CGAAAUGAAAGGCCCUUUUAUUUAGCUUUCCUUUUAUGACUUAUUGAGUUAGGACACAUAUUUGACAUCGGGCAAGCACUCAUUUCCCAAACCAAAACCAAACCCAUCACCGGAAUCUUUCACUUCUGUCUUCUUUCACAGCCCUAACACUCGCCCAAUUCUCCAACAAGUUGGAAGGGCAAAAGAAAUGAUCUUUCUGGUUUCUAGGUAAGAAAAUUUAGAAAUGAAGUGCUGAUUAGGGCAAAGUUGAAGUCUUUUUUUGAGGAUUUUGAAGGGUUUAUAAGUUGGUGUUAUUUACUUUUUUGGGCUUUUAGUAAUUAUUGAAAUGGAAGGAGGGUCUGGUAAUAAUUCUGUACCUCCUUCGUCUACUUUUGAUAAAUCUAGAGUUUUGGAUGUCAAACCACUCCGUACUUUGGUACCUGUUUUUCCGAAUAGUCCACAGAAUCCUCCUUUUGUUUGUGCACCUCCUAAUGGCCCUUUCCCGGCCGGGUUUUCGCCUUUUUACCCGUUUAAUGGACCGCAUUCCGCGGGUACUACCGUGGCUCCUGACCUCAACCAGCAGCAGACGCAUACUCCAGCUCCUCUUCGCUCUUUCCGGGCGCCUGAAUCCAAUGGGAACUUUUCUAGUGCUAAGAGUGGAGAUGGUUCUUCAGAUGGAAGGCCAAAGCGCGCUGUAGGACGACCAAAGGCAUCGGCUUCCGCUUCGCAAAAGAAGUAUAAGAAAGACUUGGAUUUUACGUUGUCGGUCUCUGCUAAUUUUGUUGUGGGGAUUUCUCCCGCGCAGAGGGAUGAUGGUGAUAGGGAAGUGGUUAACAAUAUAAUGAUGAGGUUUGAUUCCCUUAGGAGAAGGAUUAGCCAAUUAGAGGAUUCUAAGGAAGCGACCAGUGGGUUGAUUAAGCGUGCAGAUUUGAAAGCAGGGAAUGUCUUGAUGAGUAAAGGGGUGAGGACUAAUAUGAGGAAGAGGAUUGGAGUGGUACCCGGGGUUGAGAUUGGGGACAUUUUCUUUUUCCGAAUGGAAAUGUGUGUUGUUGGGUUGCAUUCCCAGUCCAUGGCUGGGAUUGAUUACAUGAUUGUUAGAGGUGAUGUGGAUGAAGAUCCUCUGGCUGUAAGCAUUGUUUCGUCUGGCGGGUAUGACGAUGAGGCAGAAGAUAGGGAUGUUCUGAUUUAUAGUGGACAGGGUGGUAAUGCAAACAGCAACAAAAAGGAAGCAGCUGAUCAGAAGCUUGAAAGGGGUAACCUUGCAUUGGAAAGGAGUUUGCAUCGUGCCAAUGAAGUGAGAGUCAUUCGAGGAAUGAAGGACAGCUAUAAUGCAGCAGGAAGGAUCUACGUGUAUGACGGCCUUUAUAAAAUUCAGGAAUCAUGGGUGGACAAGGGAAAAUCUGGGUGCAAUAUAUUUAAGUAUAAGUUGGCUAGAGUGCCUGGGCAGCCAGGUGCUUUCUCUGUUUGGAAAUCAAUUCAGCAGUGGAAGGAAGGGAUUAUUACAAGAGCUGGACUAGUUCUUCCAGACCUCACUUCUGGGGCUGAAAGUCAACCAGUUUCCCUUGUAAAUGAUGUUGAUGAAGAAAAGGGACCCGCAUACUUCACAUAUGUCCCUACUGUUAAGUACGUCAAAUCUUUUAAACUAUCCGAGCCUUCUUAUGGAUGCAACUGUCGCACUGCAUGUGCCCAAGGUGAUUUGAAUUGCUCUUGCAUUAGGAAAAAUGGAGGUGACUUCCCUUAUACAGCCAAUGGAGUUCUUGUUAACAGGAGGCCAUUGGUUCAUGAGUGUGGUCCCACAUGUCCAUGCAUUCCCAGCUGCAAGAACCGAGUGUCUCAAACUGGUUUUAAAGUUCGCUUGGAAGUGUUUAAAACAAAGGAUAGAGGUUGGGGUUUGCGAUCAUGGGAUCCUAUUCGUGGUGGUACUUUUAUUUGUGAAUAUGCAGGUGAAGUUAUAGAAAAAGACAAGGCAAAGCAAGAUGGAGAAGGUGACGAUGAUUAUAUCUUUGAUUCAACCCGUGCUUAUGAGCCAUUCAAAUGGAAUUGUGAAUCUGGACUAAUAGAGGAGGAUGAAAAUGACAUUGCUGAAGAACCCAAUAUCCCUUCUCCUUUAAUCAUUAAUGCCAAGAAUAUUGGAAAUGUAGCUCGAUUUAUGAAUCAUAGUUGUGAUCCAAAUGCUUUUUGGCAGCCUGUUGCAUAUGAAACCAACAAUGAAUCUUAUGUCCAUGUUGCAUUUUUUGCAAUGAAACACAUACCCCCUAUGACAGAGUUGACUUAUGAUUAUGGGGUCUCACGCUCAGAUGAGGCUGCAGAUGACAAUAACGUGCGACAUGGAAAAAAGAAAUGCUUAUGUGGCUCCCGAAAAUGUCGGGGUUCCUUUGCUUGAAGGUUGUCUACAACUAGCAUGGUGGCUGGAAGCAUAUCAUAGCUGAAAAGCUGAAUUCAUUCCAGCAACUGCAAGAACUAUGCAUGUUCCGAGCAUCAUAUGGGCACAGCAUUUUUAAAUGUUAGUUUUCUUCUUCCAAGCUUUACUAGCCAGGUAGGACAGAUCCUCUUUUUUUAAUGGCAGACUCAGCUUGUGGCGUCCGAAGAUAGGACCCCUGCCAUCUAAUUUUUGUUAAGGAGUGUAAGUUAGAUUUUGGUGGAGCAGGGACAGAAUCAAAGUAGUAUUGCGGUGCUUGUAUUUGUAAUUUUAAGGUAUUUUGUACUAUAUUUUCAGUGCGAGUCCCUGAAAUGUUCAACCUUUUGUA
This is a messenger RNA of Mercurialis annua (annual mercury), 2726 nucleotides long. Its product is annotated as histone-lysine N-methyltransferase, H3 lysine-9 specific SUVH3-like. The record is from RefSeq and is a predicted model, not a curated record. NCBI's taxonomy places the organism in Eukaryota, Viridiplantae, Streptophyta, Magnoliopsida, Malpighiales, Euphorbiaceae. Bases 326 to 2362 code for a protein of 678 amino acids. The transcript has 3 exons. Gene Ontology annotation, cellular component: nucleus. Gene Ontology annotation, molecular function: zinc ion binding; histone methyltransferase activity; protein binding.